CAUGCAUGUGCCACAUUCUUCAACAUAAUUCGGCGCAGGCAUUAUACAAUUAAUAUUUGCUUUAAAAAGGCGUAGGCUAUUUUAGGUACACUAAAGGGCCUAACAAAUAUGUAGCCCCUACCUACCCUAUUUGGCUAUCCACACAGAGAACCUAUAUCCUACGUGGUAUUAAGCACAAGCGAAUUUCGUUCACGACAACAUUGUUACAUUGUUACAGUACUGAACUUGGAAAUAUAACGCCGACUGUCGUGGGAGUGGCUUUUUAUUUGUCUUAGACAACGCUUCAAAUGUUUCCCUUUAAUUGUUGUCUGUUUUAUGGCCGCUGAUUUGGACAAGCAGGGUUAUGCCGUGGCAAAAGCCGUGAGACCCCCCCACCUUUCGGGGCCGACUUUGUUUGCGCUGGCCGGGGCUGUGUGUGAGUGAGUGAGAGAAGGCGAGCGCAGUAUAGUCCCUUCCCCCCAACUCUCUGGUGAAACAGGAACAACUUUUUUUAGGAUAAAAAAGUUGCUGGAGUUUGGAGCGCCCUGGAGUACUGAGGCCGCCAAAUACUAGCCAGUGAGACGCUGAGAUUUCAGGGGGGGGGGGGGCACUGUUUCGGGGUCUUUCGUUUGUUUCACUCGUUUGCAAACCUAGCCUACGGUUAUGUUAUUUGACGGUGUAUUUAUGGCUGGCAAUGUCAUGCGGUAGUAGACUAGCUAUACAGUUAUAGGUCUACAGUACUUGAAAUCAAGUGAUAGCACUGAGGAUGCCCGAUAUGUAAACUAACCAAGGCCAGAUAGGCCUACACGAUUAAGUGGUGUUGAAUGUGUGUGUCAACGGCCACAGUCCUGCUUGUUUUCGUUUCUCCCAGUCACAUAAUUGAUUAAUUAUUGUUAUUGAUUGGCUAGAGUCCAAACACCUGGUUACCCUGAACCCUAAUAUGUCUGAUAGCAACAAUACGAACCAGUAGACAUACGCUGCCCCUUCUGGACUGAAGUCUUCUCUCUUCUAGUCCAGUGUUUACCACCAACCCGGAGUGCUUCUUUUGUUCCAGCCCAGCACUAAUACACCUGAAUCGGCUCAUCAAAUCAUUUUAUUUGUCACAUGCGCUGAAUACAGGUGUAAACCUUAGAGUGAAAUGCUUACUUACAAGCCCUUAACCAACAAUGAAAUUCAAGAAAUAGAGUUAAGAAAAUAUUUACUAAAUCAAUUAAGGAAAAAAAAGAAACUAACACAAGAUAAUUACAUAUCAAUAACAAGGCUAUAUACAGGGGAUACCGGUACCGAGUCAAUGUAUGGGGGUACUGGUUAGUCGAGGUAAUUUGUAAAGUGACUAUGCAUAGAUAAUAAACAGCUAGUAGCAGCACUGUAAAAACAAAUCGGAUGGGGUGUGUGUGUAUAUGUAAAUAGUCCGGGUGGCCAUUUGAUUAAUUGUUUAGCAGUCUUAUGGCUUGGGGGUAAAUGCUGUUAAAGAGCCUUUUGGUCCUAGACUUGGAGCUCCGGUUUCGCUUGCUGUGCAGUAUCAUAGAGAACAGUGUAUGAAGUUGAGUUGUAAGAGCUCUGGGCAAGAAGAAAAGUUUCAACACCCCUUAGGUCUCCAGGAUCAGGGUUGGAGACCAUUUAACCAUUGAGCUAGGCUAGGCUAGUUCUAGAGAGGGGAAACUAAUUCCUAGAUAGAAUGUAUUCUACUAAAGAGGGGCUGAACUAGUUCACAUUUGAAGAAUUGGCGCUGUUGUAUCGUUUGUGGCAGUGUAACAUGUCUUUAUGCAACAGACGGUUAUUGGAUGAGUAAAAAACUCUGUCUCUCUUAGGUGUGUGUUUGGCUGCGGAGACCUGUGUCUGUGAGGGUGUUGCCAGUGACUGAGCAAGGAUCAGCUCCUGUGUUCAGGUGGCUUUGUCUGAGUGGGAGGAGUCAGGGUUCAAAGGUUGUGGCUCUGGGGACCCAAGGGCUGGAUCUCCAUAUGAGGCCCUGCUGAGAGGGCUGGAGACCUACUAAGGUUUUGGGGUCACACACGCUUCUCUUCCCGGUGCAGUGAUGGCCACAUCUGUAUCAUGACCCUGAUGGACAUGAGUGCCCAAGGGCUGUGAGAGCCCCUUGGGGAAACCUCAGGCACAAACACUCUCUUCCUCAUACAGAAGCACUCUCUCUCUCUCUCACAUACACACACUUAUUAAAACAAACACACACACAGAGCAUGUUGGAGGUCCAGGAGGAGAGGCCUGCCGUGGCAGGAGGGACGGCAGCGACACAUUUCAGCAAGAAAGAGCGAGGGAAGAAAGAACGAGAGGAGGCCAAGGACGGCCGGGGGAAUCUUGGGAAUAUCGGGAACAGUGCUCCUGGUUCGGGUGGCCGAGGGAACGGCAGAGGGAAAGCCCCUCACCCACACACAGGCAGCCCCCACCAGCUCAUCACCCCACCCUGCUCUGUGGUGCUGGGAGCCCCCUCCAUUCAUCACAACAGACUGAAGAACUCCCCAUCCACCAACACACAGAGUCCUAAACCCAAGUCAGAGGUAAUGGUGCGCUCCCCUCCAGUCAUGUCCCCCUCCGGUGGCGCCGCCCAGAUGGACUCCAAAAUUCCCAAUCAGAGCAAACCAGGAAGCGCCGGCAGCCAAUCACAGGCCUCGCCAUGCGACCCCAAGACAGUGGGUGGUAAGGGCUCCCAGCAGGGCGGCAUGUCAGGGGUGGGUCCAGGAGGUAUGGGGGGUCUGAAGAACGGCCAGGGCCUGAACUCUGGGGGACAGGGGACAAAGGUCAAGGUGAAGAGGGAGAGGAGCACCUCAGUGGAGUCCUACAACGAGCAGCAGCCAGGCACAGCCACGCCCACCAGCGACGACAAGGACAGUAACAGGGUGAAGAGGAUGUGUGUAGCUGAGAGGAGGCAGCCCUACAGUGGAGCUGACUGGUGUUCUGGAGGAGAGAGUGAUGAGGACGACAAAGGAUUCUUCAACUGUAACUCCAGUGACGUGAAGCCCCAGGACUCCAACUCCCAUCCUCCCCCCAACGCCGGACUCAGCCGCUCCUCCACACCCUCCCACAAUGCACUAGGAGGCCAGGGCGCAGCGUCGGAGUCGGCGGGUGGUCAGAAGGCUGGGUCUAAAGUGGUUUACGUCUUCACUACAGAGAUGGCCAACAAGGCUGCUGACGCUGUUCUAACAGGCCACUCAGAAAACAUCAUCAACUUCCACAUGAGAAACAUCUCCAACAGCAAGGACAAGAUCCCCCUCCCACCCCUGAACGAUCAGGCAGGACCCCUCCGAGGUGACUCCAAGCCCUCCCAGCAGUCCUCAUCUCAUUCCUCAGACAAGAACCACCAGACAGGGUCUAAACCUGGCCUGACUGAUCAAGCACCACCCCAGGCCCCUCCCCAGGGGGUAAAGCCUGGUUCACUCACCCAGGAUGGGGCCUCCUCAGCAGACAUGGACCCCAAGAACCUCCAUGGCAGCAGCCCUGGUAAUACCAUGGGUCCAGGUGACCAGACCCCUGGGUGCCAGCCCCAGUCUGAGCAGGGCAUGCCUCCUCUGAACCCCCCUCAGCCUGGUGAAGGAGGAGGGCUGGGGCCCAUAGGGAUGGGUCAGCCUGGUCUGACUCCCCAGCAGCAACAGCAGCAACUGGCCCAGGAACUUCUCAACAUGGAGGCCAACACAGAGGGCCUGUCCCAGGAACAGCUAGAGCACCGCCAGCGCUCCCUCCAGACCCUGCGAGACAUCCAGCGCAUGCUCUUCCCUGAUGACCGCGAUGCCCCACCGCCACCCGGUCCUAUUGGGGGACUCCCCCAGUCCCACGACGGCAUGCCCGAUGGGGGGCCCAGGAGGCCGGAGCAGGGCCCUCUCCAGGCCAUGAUGGCCCAAUCCCAGAGCCUAGGUCCACCAGGGGGUUCGGGAGGGUCCCGACCCCAGGGAACCCCAUUUGGCCCCUCACAUGGUCACCCCAGAGACAUGCCCCCUUUCCCAGAUGAGCUGGGGCACAUGAUGGGUCCUGGAGGGUGUGGGGAUGGAGAUCACAUGACCCCGGAGCAGGUGGCCUGGCUGAAGCUGCAGCAGGAGUUCUACGAGGAGAAGAAGAGAAAACAGGAAAUGCAUCACCGCCCACUUCCUCCCGACAUGAUGAUGCACACCCACGGGCCGCGCGGCAUGAUGCGAGGGCCCCCACCACCCUACCAGAUGGGCCCCGGAGAGGUGUGGGUUCCAGGGGGGCCGGGAGGGCCACCAGAGCACUAUCACGAUCGCAUUGCCAUGGGCCCCAGAGGGAUGCUUCCUCACAUGCAGAGGAUGCCUGGGUUCCCCCAGGGCAUGAUGAACCCUGACAUGGAGGGACCCCCCAGGCCUGGGAUGGGCUGGCCUGAAGACAUGCCCCCGAGGAUGGGGGACGGCCGGGGGUUCCCAGGAGGGCCAGGGGGUAUGUUCGGAGGUCCAGGGGUGCGGGGAGAGCGCUUCCCCAACCCCCAGUCAGUCCAAGAGGCCAUGUUUCACCAGGGCAUGGGGGGCGACAAGGGACCGGGCCUUCCUCCGCAGAUGAUGAUGGAGAUGCAGAGGAUGAUGGGACACCAAAGAGGCGGCAUGGAGCCAGGAAACGGGGGCGGGAUGAUGUUUCCCAGGAUGCCCGGCGAGGGCCCCAUGAGCCCCUCUUCCAGACUGGCUGUGAUGGGGAGCCGGGACAUGGGCCCUGAGUUUGGCAUGGGCCCCCAUGGGAACCCCCAACUACGAGAGGGGCCUAUGAACAUGAGCCCAGAUGAGAUGAUGAGAAUGAGAGGGCAUCCAAUGGACAACAUGGGGCCCCAGGGAAGGCAGAUGCACUUCACAGACCAGCCCCAGCCAGGGGACUUCCCCAUGGGACCCGCACGACCCUUCCCUGGUGGUCCUGGCGGUAUGAGGGGCCCUCAUGGAGAGCAGGCCUAUGCUGGCCCGGAGCACAGGACCACCCCUACGGGGGGCAAUGGCCGCCUCAACCACCACCCGCCCUCCGCCGGACCCCCCCAGGGCCAGAGGGGACGUAAGCCUGCAGAGCUGAUCAUCCAGCCAGGAGGGGGCAGCUCACCCAGUAUUAACCCCCUCAAGUCCCCUCCUUUGAGGCAGGUGCAGUCCCCCAUGAUGGGCUCUCCCUCUGGGAACCUCAAGUCCCCCCAGACCCCCUCCCAGCUGGCUGGUAUGCUCUCCGGCCCUCCGGGACCCAAUGGCCCCCCUAACACUGCCAACCCGGCUCCCAUGAAGUCUCCCCACUCUAUGAUGGGGUCUGCUGGUGCCUCCCCUGUAAAUAUGAGGUCCCCGUCCCUCCCCAACCCUUCUCCAGGGUGGGCCUCUUCCCCCAAACCCCCCAUGCCCAGCCCAGGAAUCCCUCAGCAGCAAGGGGGUAAAACCCCCCUCAGUAUGACCUCACCUAACAUGAUGGGAAAUAUGGAGCAAGGUGGUAAUGGCCCCCUCUCGGCACCCCCCUCGUCAGGAGCCCAGUCUGGCUCCAUGCCCCUCCAGGGGGGUCCAGGCAGCGCCCCGACCGGCAGCCCUUACUCCCUACCCCCCGAACCUACGCUAUCACAGAACCCCCUCUCCAUCAUGAUGUCACGCAUGUCCAAGUUCGCCAUGCCCAGCUCCACCCCCCUCUACCAUGACGCCAUCAAGACCGUGGCGAGCUCAGACGACGACUCGCCCCCUGCUCGCUCCCCGAACCUGCCCUCCAUGAACAACAACGGUAUGGGAAUGAACCACCACCAAGGUCCUCCUCGUAUGAUGGGCCCCGGCUCCUCUGGCCCCAUGCCUGUCCUCAGUCCCCUGGGUAUGACCCCCAUGGGCUCACAGCCUCUCUCCCACGGCAUGCCCCAGCAGAUGCCCUCCCCAAACCCCCCCAACAUGGGCCCUGGCCCGGGCAUGAUGCCUCAUGGCAUGAUGAUGCAUCCCAACCCCCAGGACCAAGGCAUGGGCAACCCCCAGAUGAUGCCCCAGGGGCGCAUGGGUUACCCCCACCGAGGGCAGGGUUACCCCCUCCCCCAGUCCCCCUCCCAGCAGGGCGCCUACUCCCCCCACAACGGCCCUGUGCCCCAGGGCUUCCCAGGACACCCCAUGGGCUUCCAGGGAGAAGGGGGUCCCAUGGGGAGUCGGAUGGGGAACAUGCCUCCUGGAGGUGGAGGCGACGGAGGUAGGCCCAACAACCCUGGAGGACCACAGUUCAACAUGCACGGAGAGUUCAGUGAUGCAGACCUGCAUGAGGUGAUGCGAACCGGGGCGUCCGGUAUGCCAGAGUUUGACCUGUCCAGGAUCAUCCCAUCAGACAAGCCCAGCCAGACGCUGUCCUAUUUCCCUAGGGGAGGAGGAGAUGGCCCCGGCCCAGGGGGGAAACCUCCACACAUGCAGGGAAUGAUGCAGGGGAUGAUGGGGGAGGGCCCCCCAAGGAUGGGCAUGCCCAUGCAGGGGCUGGGGGGGAUGCCCGGGGGGCCGGGAGGCACUAUGGGCCCCCAGGAUAUGCCCAUGGGAAACCCUUCCCAUAAUCCUAUGCGGCCACAUGGGCCCCCAGGGUUCAUGGGUCAGGGCAUGAUGGGACCUCAGCACCGGAUGAUGUCACAGGGGGGUCCAGCGGGCAUGAUGCAGGGAAAGGAGAGGGGAGUACUCUACAACCACCCUGGGCCUGGGAGGUCGCCCAACAUGAUGAUGUCUCUGCAAGGCAUGGGCGUCCCCCCCCAGCAGACGGCGAUGAUGAUGAUGGGCGGGCAGAUGAGGUCGCGUGGCAUGGACAUGGACAUGGGAUUCAGCCCAGGGCCUGGAAUGUUCUAACACACAACUCAUAGACCCAUGGACCUCGAAUGUUGUGAGCUCAUAUACAGAAUGUGGAUGGAAUGUGUCACAGCAGAAAAGAGAUAGAUGGAUUAAAACAUAGAAAGUAAGGAAUGACAGACAGAGAUUGGUACUCUGGCGUGAACCAUGUAUGGGAGAGGAGUGAUGCCGGUAAUGGCUUGUGGAGUCUACAUAGCCCAGUACUUGUCUUUUGCCACAAGCAUUUAAUUUGCUCCCUUCAGAAAUGUCUGAAUGUAUGGGAUUGUUGUGCUUCAAUGUCACAAUUAAACUGUUCCUCAAGUGUUUUUUUGUUGUGUUAAAUCUCUGACUAUAAGGUUUGAGUGUCGAAGAGGAAUGAGAUAAACCACCUUGGAGGACUGUACAGCUAGCUGUAUAUCAACUUUUUCAAAUCAGUAAAAAAAUCAACAACGGAUUUUCCCAGCAAAGGAUAAGGAACUUAAAAAUGGAAUAAAAAGACUUUGUGAAAUAAAAUCGUAUUUUGUGAAGAUUAAUGGAAAUCUAUCUUCUCUAGCUCCAUCGUUUUGACUAUUUCUGUCCUGUGUGUGUGUGUGUGUGUGUGUGUGUGUGUGUGUGUGUGUGUGUGUGUGUGUGUGUGUGUGUGUGUGUGUGUGUGUGUGUGUGUGUGUGUGUGUGUGUGUGUGUGUGUGUGUGUGUGUGUGUGUGUGUGUGUGUGUACGAGCCUGCGACGGUGUGUGUUUUGUGUUGUAAGUAUGUAUAGGGAUUCUAUCAGUGACCUCUAAGCUCUCUUACCCAUCUUUUCAUUGGGGGAGGAACGCCACUCUAAAGAACAGUACUGUUUACCAUUGGUGGGAUAUUUUCAUUUUUGUCUUUUAAUUUCCUUUACAUCCAUUGUAUAACAAACCAAACUAUGACCUCAUAGAGAUAAUGGUAUUAUUAAAAAAGCACAAAGAUUGA
Messenger RNA from Salvelinus fontinalis (brook trout), 7676 nucleotides. Its product is annotated as B-cell CLL/lymphoma 9 protein-like. Gene Ontology annotation, cellular component: beta-catenin-TCF complex. The transcript is spliced from 10 exons. The record is from RefSeq and is a predicted model, not a curated record. Bases 2175 to 6740 code for a protein of 1521 amino acids. Gene Ontology annotation, biological process: positive regulation of transcription by RNA polymerase II; canonical Wnt signaling pathway. Lineage: Eukaryota; Metazoa; Chordata; Actinopteri; Salmoniformes; Salmonidae. Gene Ontology annotation, molecular function: beta-catenin binding; transcription coactivator activity.